Molecule: messenger RNA, 1466 nt
Organism: Cherax quadricarinatus
Lineage: Eukaryota; Metazoa; Arthropoda; Malacostraca; Decapoda; Parastacidae
Source: RefSeq, a predicted model, not a curated record
UCUUCCCCAAAUCGACCUUCAGGAAUCUGAAGGUCGUAGGUCGAGCCUUCAUCUGCAGGUAUAAGAAUGUUGAGUAACAGAGAGAGUGACACACAAGCGAACAGACCUGAACGAGUCCUCAACCUCCAUCAUCCUCCCUACAAUGAAGGUCUUGGUGAUCGUAGUCUUGGGUCUGGUGGCGCUGGCUGCUGCUCGACCCAACGAAGUCUUUGACUUCGAGGGCGACGAUGCUGAGCACGAGCAGGAGGGCGCUCCUGGUCACUCAGUCACUGGAGAGUACAAGUGGGAGAGUCCAGAGGGUAUUGAGUUCGUUGUAAAGUACAUCGCUGACGAGAAGGGGUACCGAGUGCUGGAGUCCAACGCUGUUCCAUCUUCCAACGGUGUCUCUGCUGAUGGUGAACAAGCCGAUCUUGAAGGUGACGAAGAUGAUGACGGUGAUGAUGAUGAUGAUGACAAAUAGACAGGAAAUAGAUAAGAAGGCGUCGAUGACAGGCUUCAGCGAUGUCUCCUGAAGCCAACACUGGAGGCGGGUCGGUCUGACAGGAUGAUUGUACUCUGUAAUAACUGUCUUGUGGGGUAUAUAUGCUGUGUAUAUCUCAGUGUAUAUACACUGAGAGGUGUAUAUCUUACUGUAUAUGCACUGAGAGAGGUGUAUAUCUCAGUGUAUAUGCACUGAGAGAGGUGUAUAUCUCAGUGUAUAUACACUGAGAGGUGUAUAUCUCAGUGUAUAUACACUGAGAGGUGUAUAUCUCGGUGUAUAUACACUGAGAGGUGUAUAUCUCAGUGUAUAUACACUGAGAGGUGUAUAUCUCAGUGUAUAUACACUGAGAGGUGUAUAUCUCAGUGUAUAUACACUGAGAGGUGUAUAUCUCAGUGUACAUGCACUGAGAGGUGUAUAUCUCAGUGUAUAUGCACUGAGAGAGGUGUAUAUCUCAGUGUACAUGCACUGAGAGGUGUAUAUCUCAGUGUAUAUGCACUGAGAGGUGUAUAUCUCAGUAUAUAUGCACUGAGAGAGGUGUAUAUCUCAGUAUAUAUGCACUGAGAGAGGUGUAUAUCUCAGUAUAUAUGCACUGAGAGAGGUGUAUAUCUCAGUAUAUAUGCACUGAGAGAGGUGUAUAUCUCAGUGUACAUGCACUGAGAGGUGUAUAUAUCUCAGUGUAUAUGCACUGAGAGGUGUAUAUAUCUCAGUGUAUAUGCACUGAGAGGUGUAUAUAUCUCAGUAUAUAUGCACUGAGAGGUGUAUAUAUCUCAGUGUAUGUGCAUCGAGAGGUGUGUAUAUCUUAGUGUAUAUACCCCAUUAAGCUGUAUAUCUCUCAGUAUAUAUUCACCUACUACAUCCCUUAUUACAGGCAUUAAGGUUACCAUAACUCGUGGUAAACAGGUUGUCAUAAGCCUUAAUGACCCUCGUCUAGUCUAGGUUUCAACCCUAACUCAUUCCCCCUACCUUUAAACUAUUCAAUGAAGCC